Drosophila sechellia is the source of this 1105-nucleotide messenger RNA. RefSeq lists its product as uncharacterized. Bases 85 to 813 code for a protein of 242 amino acids. Lineage: Eukaryota; Metazoa; Arthropoda; Insecta; Diptera; Drosophilidae. The transcript is spliced from 2 exons. The record is from RefSeq and is a predicted model, not a curated record.
GGGUCUAUCGUUGCUCGUUGCUCGAUGCUCGAUUCUCAGUUUUCAGUUCUCGAUGCUCAGUUCUGAGUUCUCUGUUUUUGUGCCAUGCUCACCUCGCAUCCUCAGAGCCUCACAACCUCGCCGGCAUCUCCUCGACAACCACCUCGGUAUAUCUGUAUCUAUGUAUCUAUAUAUCUGUAUCUGCGUCGACUGCGCUGCAACCGAAACGAACGGAACGAACCCAAGCGCGCCUUGUGUCAAAGUGAACAGCAAAUAUUAUUUUUUGGACACUUUGCCAUCAGGUCGCCGUCGCGUCGCCCGGAGCUCAAACGACGACUACUUGCUGCCACUCGUCCUGCUCCCCGUUCGGUGGGCAUUGUCCUGCGGAGCUCCUGGAGUUCCUGGAGUCGCAUUCGAAGUCUGACUGUGGGUACCGGAGCCACGGCCUUUGUCUUCGGCGGCGACGGCGUUGCACCAAUUGUGCACCAAUCCGACAACAAAAGGCAAAAACGCUGCAGAUGGGAACGCAAAAGUAUACGAGAAGUCUACCCAAAGUAUAUAAAGAAAAUGAAAGAAGUGGCUGUAAAUCAAAAAGAGCCGGUUCGGCAUCGUUUGUUGCCAAAAAUACCAAAAUUAAUUAUAAUAAUGACAAAGAACAAGCACUUUGACCCCGCGUCCGCAUCCGCAUUCGAAUCCGCAUCCGCGCGCGUUCGGUUGGCCAAUUGUGAAUGUGGAUUACAAAUUCGCGUGUGCGACUUGAGAAAACAAUUGGAUAUGAAAAACGUGGGCAAAAAUGUAUUUACCAGCAUUUCCGCCUUGCGGUUUGGCAGCUGAAGGGACAGUGAGUGGUGCAGCUUUUGACCGGCUCCCUUGAGUUUGCGGGGCGUGACUUCAAUUAAAGUGAUUUGUGGCCUCCGCUUCUGACACACGAGACGUAAAUAGCGGCCCUGAAUUAUGGUGCUGCUAAAAUAUGUAUACUAGAGCAUAGUCCUCGGCCCACCGGAGGAACGGAAACCGCCUCAAAGUUUGCUAAUUGAAGAGCUCCUUACUUAUUUUGUCUCCGCCCCGAAUAUGCCCAACAAAAUGCCGUCGGCUGAAUCGAAAAUGUCGGCAAUUCGGAUUCCCG